This is a messenger RNA of Oppia nitens, 1513 nucleotides long. RefSeq lists its product as uncharacterized. The record is from RefSeq and is a predicted model, not a curated record. Gene Ontology annotation, molecular function: microtubule binding. The transcript is spliced from 6 exons. The coding region runs from base 1 to 1449 and encodes 482 amino acids. NCBI's taxonomy places the organism in Eukaryota, Metazoa, Arthropoda, Arachnida, Sarcoptiformes, Oppiidae. Gene Ontology annotation, biological process: negative regulation of centriole replication.
AUGUCGUCAAGUGAGCAAAAAGCACCGGAGACUGAAUAUAGACAAAGUUUUACCUGGAAUAAAGUAGUGCCAAAUCACCAUGAUCAAAUAAUUAAUGACAAAAAAAGUCUAACUGAAUACAACUCCGCAUAUUUAUGGCCAUCAGUACCAAAAAAAUCAGAUGCAASUGCUGKUGCAAGUGAUCCGUCAGUUAGUAUUGAACCACCGAUUGUGGCCAUAAAGUUGGACGCCGUUGACGCACCACUACCGACAACACCCAAAAAGUCGACCACAAUAUCUAAUUUCGGUGACGUUUUCGGUAAACCCGAUGUGUUAUUUUAUAAGGAGAAAAAAGUGAUCCCAAUUCGCGAAAAAAUCAAGAAAAAGACUGAAUAUAAUGCAAAAUUCAGACCAUUUUCAUCAUAUAUUUAUGUUACGGGCAAUGGUUUUAUUAAACCUAAAAAUUUGGACCAAUUGAGUGAUCAAAACAAAGGUAAAAAUUGGUACUCAGAAAUGGAAGAGAGAUCCAAACAGGCAAAUGACUUCAAAAUCAGAUCUCAAUUGGGACAUCCCGUGGCCAGCGAUUCAUUGGUAAAGAUCUAUUCUCAGGGAUCCCUUUGGAAUACCUAUCGCGCAGACCGUGCACUACAAGCACUGGCUUUGGCCACAACACAGAAGAUAAUUGAAGAGAAAAAAUUGGAGAGAAGUUAUACUUCAUUAAUAACUUCUAAAUUAACAGGAAACAGGAGAAUGAUAGGAUCAGCUCCGCCAUCACUCAAACGAGAUGUCCAACAUAUGAGUCCUAAUAUUUCAAAUCGAGUAAAAUCACCACAAAUCACAGCUAUUGCUUCAUCUAUUGAUAAAAAGUCCAAAAGUCCACUAAACGGUUCACCAAAAUCUGAAGGAAAGAUAUGGAUUAAACCAAAGUCUAAAACUCUGGAUACAAACGAAGAGACAAAAGUGUCGACACAACUAAUAGCAUCUGAUUCAACAGCCAGUCCAUCAAAAUCAUCGGAUGAAUUCACUUACUUUAAGCCAUCAUCACUACCAACAAGUAAACCAAAUAUACAACAAUUGCCUCUUGAAGACCAACUCUCAAACAAAUCACCAGAAGAUAAGAGGAUUGUCUCAAUACCUGAGUCUUGGAAAUCACCUGAAGAUAAAGCAAAUAAUAAGGAUAUUUUGGUUAAUAUUGAUAGCAAAUACACUUACGUUGAUUCAAAUAUAAAUAAUCCUAAGGCAACACAAAUAAGCGAUUUACCAAAAAGCGAUACAAAGUCCAAACCAACUGCCAAAGUACAGCCAUCACCCGCUUCGUCGACAAUAGCUGUCCAUCCCGUGGCUGACAAUGUGUCCAAUAUUGAAGACGAAGUGAAGAUCAUAAAACCCGGUGCGGAUAAAGCAAAGUCUGGUAAUGUCUUAAACAAAGCCAGACGUCGUUUGGACAACUUAUUCACAAAACAUAAAUAAAUAAUUAAUAAUUGAUUUCAAUUUAAUCAUAAUUUUAAACACAAUUUUUAAAACUCAAUCAUAA